Messenger RNA from Olea europaea var. sylvestris, 1141 nucleotides. Its product is annotated as zinc-finger homeodomain protein 2-like. Lineage: Eukaryota; Viridiplantae; Streptophyta; Magnoliopsida; Lamiales; Oleaceae. Gene Ontology annotation, molecular function: transcription cis-regulatory region binding; DNA-binding transcription factor activity. The transcript has a single exon. Gene Ontology annotation, biological process: regulation of developmental process; regulation of DNA-templated transcription. Bases 128 to 868 code for a protein of 246 amino acids. Gene Ontology annotation, cellular component: nucleus. The record is from RefSeq and is a predicted model, not a curated record.
UAGUUUUUUAACCUAAAAAUGUACAAUUUUAUCUUGAAAAAGAAUUUGAAGAGAACCUGCAAUUCCAAGUAACCGGUAGGAUUAAGUACGACGUAAUAUGUGUAUUACCAUUAUAUAUAUGCAAUAGAUGAUAAUUAAGGAGUUGAAUUUAGCUAAAAAGAUGGAGUUUGAGGAGGAGCAUGAAGGAGAGGUACCGAGUUUUGACUCACUCGGCAACUCUAACUCGACUCGGCCAGCCAAAAUGCCGAGCCCUGCUGAAACGUCGUUGAGGAAGCCUAGGUACAAAGAGUGUUUGAAAAAUCACGCAGUGGGUAUCGGCGGCCACGCGGUGGAUGGAUGCACUGAGUUUAUGGCAGCGGGAGCGGAUGGAAGCCUGGAUGCACUCAAAUGCGCCGCUUGCAAUUGCCAUCGGAAUUUCCACCGGAAGGAAACUGAAGAAGCCGUAGGUUUUAGCUUCCACCACCACCACCAGAACCAGCAACAACAGCUACUCUUGACUCACCACCCACACGGGCAUUUCAGCUACAGAAGCCCAAGUGGGUACCUCCACGUUGCACACCCACAGCAGCAGAGACCCCCUCUCGCCUUGCCGUCGAGCUCAGGCGGCGGCGCAGGAAGUGGGUCAAGAGAUGAGCUCGAGGACUAUUAUUCCAACCCCAGCAGCAGCGCAGGGAAGAAAAGGUUCCGGACCAAGUUUACACAAGAGCAGAAAGACAAGAUGCUGAAUUUGGCUGAACGUUUGGGGUGGAAGAUUCAAAAACAAGAUGAGGAAUUGGUGCAGCAACUCUGCAAUGAAUUAGGAAUUAGAAGGCAUGUGCUCAAAGUCUGGAUGCAUAACAAUAAGCACACUCUUGGUAAGAAAACCUAGCUGGACCACCUGGUUAACUAGAACAAAAAGACGAUGAAUGAUUCUACUGAGAAUUAAUGAAAUUACUUUGUGGAGUUGAAGAAAUUAAUAUUUCAUGUUCUUAUUCCAUGAUUUUGUAUCUAGCUUAGGGAACUGAGAAUAUCAAUCAUGCUAGAGUUCUAGUAUUUAGCAGAUGAGGCAAGAUUAAUAUUUCAAAUUUGGGACUUCUGCUUACUCGGGAAUUCUUUGUUAUUAUUAAUUCCAAUUCUAGGGUUUUGUUUCUUACAUUUUAAA